AAACAAUUGAAAUCAAGAAAACAAAAACAAUUAUAAUAAUAUAAGAGAAUCACAAAGUAAACUUCGCCUUUGAGUUUUCUAUCAAUCGGUUGUUUCCAUUCCCAGGUUUCAAUCGAAAAUUCCCUCACUUUCUCGUGUACAUAGAUCGAUCUUCAAAGCUUCGUCAUCUGGGUCUUGUAAAUUUCUAGGCUCUAAGGAAUUUUACUCUCAAAGUUUCUAUCUUUCUAAUGGAUUCUCAGGCUAGGUGAUCGAUUAGGGUUUGGAAUUGUAUCGGUGUAAAAGUCUCAUUGGAUUCUAUUAAGAUUGGUAGAGCCUUGGGAUUGAAUUAGGGUUUCUUGAUUCUGUAACCAUGGCGGAUGCUGUGUCUUUGGUGUGUCAUCGACCUUCGAUUGUGAGGAUCUCUGUCAAGAACGAAGCGAAAACUCAGAAGCUACAGAGCACAGUUCGAUUCCCCGUGAAAGGGGUUGUGUUUGAUAAGAUUCAGAGUGUGGGAAAGAAGCCAAUCAGGGCACUUGCUAUGGAGCUAACGAAAGAGAUGCCUGCUUAUAGGAAGAAAGACGAGAGGUUGCCAAAGACUUGGAGCUACCUUGAUUCUGGUUCGAUUGAUAAACCCGGUUUGUGGCCUCCUGAGAACAAAGCCGACAAGCCUUCCUUGCACAACCCUUUGCUAAGGCAAGAGCGUAUGGGUUGUGGUUGGUUAGGUGCGAUCUUUGAGUGGGAAGGGGUUUUGAUUGAAGACAAUCCUGACCUUGAGAACCAGUCAUGGCUUACUUUAGCUCAGGAGGAAGGUAAGUCCCCUCCUCCAGCUUUUGUGCUUAGACGUAUUGAAGGGAUGAAGAACGAGCAAGCGGUUUCUGAGGUACUGUGUUGGUCGAGAGACCCUGCUCAAGUUAGGAGAAUGGCGUCACGGAAAGAAGAGAUCUUCAAGGCUUUACAUGGAGGAGUGUAUAGACUCAGAGACGGGUCACAGGAGUUUGUGAAUGUCUUGAUGAACAACAAGAUCCCCAUGGCUUUGGUUUCGACCCGUCCUCGUGAGACGCUAGAGAAUGCUGUUGGUUCGAUAGGGAUAAGGAAGUUCUUUAGUGUGAUAGUUGCAUCUGAAGAUGUUCACAGAGGUAAACCGGAUCCGGAGAUGUUUGUUUACGCAGCGCAGCUUCUUGAUUUCAUACCGGAACGUUGCAUUGUGUUUGGAAACUCGAACCAGACCAUUGAGGCUGCUCAUGAUGGGAAGAUGAAGUGUGUGGCUGUCGCUAGCAAACACCCGAUGUAUGAGCUUGGAGCUGCUGAUCUGGUGGUGAGAAGGUUAGACGAGCUCUCGGUUAUUGAUUUGAAGAAGCUUGCGGCUGUUGAAUUGGCAGAGUUCGAACCGGAGUUGCAGAUGGAGAAGGAAGAUGAGCGUGAGCUGCCUUCAUCUAAUGUAGCAGUUGAUGAUAUCUUCUAAUGGGAGUGAUCUUCUGUAAUGUUGUACAGUUUUAUGGAUUUGGAUUCUUCCUCAUGUAAUUCGGAUUCACAAAAUGUUAUAGUUUCUGUGUAUAAUUGGAACAGGUUAAAUGGAAAAAUAUAUAAAUGUA
Molecule: messenger RNA, 1571 nt
Organism: Eruca vesicaria subsp. sativa (arugula)
Lineage: Eukaryota; Viridiplantae; Streptophyta; Magnoliopsida; Brassicales; Brassicaceae
Source: the annotation of a GenBank genome assembly